This is a messenger RNA of Haliotis rubra (blacklip abalone), 1508 nucleotides long. RefSeq names its product protein lifeguard 3-like. The transcript is spliced from 11 exons. Lineage: Eukaryota; Metazoa; Mollusca; Gastropoda; Lepetellida; Haliotidae. The record is from RefSeq and is a predicted model, not a curated record. The coding region runs from base 225 to 944 and encodes 239 amino acids.
GAAUGCAUGGAUAUAAAAAGUCAUCUUGAAGAAGAACAUUUAGCAGUGAUUCCGCUCAAAGGCCGCCUCCACCAAGACAAGUCUUUGUAACAUCGUCUACGGAACGAGUACUCCCGACAGCAGUAGUAGCAGCAGCAACAGCAUCACAGCCAUCUCCAGAACCAGCACAAGCCCCAAAGCCAAAGCCAGCAGCAACCCCAGCAACACCGUCACGUGGUUAAAAUAUGACAGGAACAUCGGCACCUGCGGCCGACCCUUCUUUGAAAGGCUUCAUAAGCAAGGAAGUCCGAAGAGCAAUGAUUCGGAGGCUGUACCUUCUCCUCAUGGCGAUACAGAUAUCAGCGGUUGGGUCUAUCAGUAUCUUUGUCUUUAUCAAACCGAUCACAGGCUGGAUGGAGAAGGAUGGGUUGCCUCUGCUGUACGCUUUCAUUGGGGUGUUUCUUUGGGCCUUUGCCGUCUUGGCUAUAAUCCUCCCAAAAAAGAAAAUGCUUCAAGGAAACGGCAUUCGCUUUAUCAUAUUUAGCUUCACCUAUGCAUGCCUUCUUGGAGCAGUAUCUGGGCAUUUUGCAACCUACAGCUUGCUGUCCGCUAGUGUAAUGAUGGGACUCACCUACCUGUCUGUCGCCAUCUUUUCCGUAAAGGCUGACAUCAACAUGAAGAAGGGGCUGAUUUUUGUCACCGUCGUGGUGUUCGUCGUCAUUGGCGCCAUUUGCAUCGGCACUUACUUCGCCUUUGGACUUUACAAGCUCCGGGACACUGCCAUUGGUGGAGCCAUUGCAAUUGUCAUGUGUGAGCUCUUUACGGCGUCCAUUCAGCUGAUGCUAGCUAAGGACAACCAUGGUUGCACCAAUGAGAACCCCUGUCUGGCUUUCUUUAAUAUAUUUUCGCAUAUGAAGGAUGCAAUUAUCUUUUGGAUUGUUAAUAUUUUGUGUUGCGCCAUAUAGCCUGUGCUGCGAAUGCUGUUCAGAUUCCAAGACCCGGUAGAUUCUCCGCCAUGGCUAGCUGAGACACGACACACGGCAUAUUGUAUGUUUUAUUUACUUGAUAACUAACAAUAUCAGUAAUGUCAAUAUUAAUUUGUUUUAGGUAUAUGGUGUGAUAUUUUCCCGUCUAAGAACUGAAGUGCCUUUUGUUUGGUGGGUAGGUCUACUGAUAUUGAUUUUGUUUGUUUUACUUAACUCGAUCAUGAAUAGCAUUGCUGGUUAAUUAUCUCUGUUCAGAUUUCCCCUGACAGUAGAAUUUCAUCAUCAGCAUUACGACUGGUUUUGUCCCCAAAGUUACAAAGAACAAAACAUAAUUCUUCACAUAUUUACAUGUUCAUUUUGGACCAAGAUUGGAAUGAAAAACUUUGGUCUUAAGUUGUACUGAAACAAUAUGUGCGACAAAGAUGUGGCACAUCUGUCUGGUAUUGAUGUGGCACCCUGGUCCUGGUAGGUUCAACUGACACACACAUAGUGUUAACUGUCUGGUAGUGAUGUUGACACACCCUGGUCUUGAUAGGUUCAACU